Thunnus maccoyii (southern bluefin tuna) is the source of this 2783-nucleotide messenger RNA. RefSeq names its product protocadherin alpha-3-like. Gene Ontology annotation, cellular component: plasma membrane. The coding region runs from base 348 to 2783 and encodes 811 amino acids. The transcript has a single exon. The record is from RefSeq and is a predicted model, not a curated record. Gene Ontology annotation, biological process: homophilic cell-cell adhesion. Gene Ontology annotation, molecular function: calcium ion binding. NCBI's taxonomy places the organism in Eukaryota, Metazoa, Chordata, Actinopteri, Scombriformes, Scombridae.
UCGUUAGUCUUAUGAAAUUGUUGCGUUUGCACAGUUGGUUAGUCAUUCCCGUGUUGUUGUCAGAGGUUGAAUGCAGUUAUGUUAUAUCACCACAUGGGGACACUGUAGACCAUGACAUCUGAACGUUAUUCCAUGAAGCACAAGACUCCUCCCAGAAACAGAGGAUGAUGAUGAUGUUUCUCUGGGCUUUGUUACAAAGAGACGGAGGGCGAAGAGAAAGGAGUGAAAACAUUUCCAGGCUGGCUGGUAAAAAUGCUAAAACGUGGAUCCGUAUACUUUGAUUUUAAUAUUAUUGUUUGACGGGAGUGGUUGGACUGGGAUUUAUACCUUUCGGACUGGAUAUAAUUAUGUAUUUCUCAAGCAGAACGAUUUCUUUUCGGAUAUAUCUUGUGUUCGUGCUGCUGAAAUAUUGCUGGGAAGCGGUGUCUGGACAGCUCUCGUAUUCCGUCUCAGAGGAGGUAAACCCAGGGACUUCUGUUGGAAAUAUUGCCAAGGAUCUAAAUCUCAACGUCCAGGAUUUAGAGUCCCGCAUGUUUCAGAUUGUUAGUGGAUCAAAGAGAAAACAUUUCGAUGUGAAUCUGAAAACAGGCGUUCUUUAUGUCGACGAAAGAUUAGACCGAGAAGAGCUCUGUGCGAAGGCUACAAAAUGUACUGUCAGUGUAGAGGCCGUGAUCAACGACCCACUGAAGCUUUAUCGUUUGGAGGUAACUAUAUUAGAUAUAAAUGAUAAUGCACCCGCCUUCUCUGAGCAAUUACAGUCACUAAACAUUGCGGAAAGUACUUUACCGGGAGUGAAAUUUGGGCUCAUAGAGGCAUCGGAUUUGGAUGUUGGCAAGAAUGGUGUUAGUACAUAUAAGCUUAGUACGAAUGAUUAUUUCUCUUUAGAUAUUCACAAAGGGGGAAAGAGUGUGUCUGCCGAGUUAGUACUGCAGAAAUCUUUAGACCGUGAGCAUGACUCUGUUAUAAAACUCACACUGACUGCAGUAGACGGAGGAAAUCCAUCGAAGUCAGGAACCUCACAAAUUAUUAUCAACGUGUUAGAUAAUAACGACAAUCCUCCCGUUUUCAGUAAAUCUUUAUACAAAAUUCAAAUUCCUGAAAACUUGCCAAAAGGAUCUAAAGUCAUCAUUCUGAAUGCAACAGAUGCAGACGAGGGGUUAAACAGUGAGAUAGAAUAUUCAUUGAGAAGUAAAGGUCAGGAUCACGUUUUAGAUUUAUUCCAAAUUGAUUCUAAAACAGGCGAAAUUUCAGUCAAAGGUAAGAUCGACUAUGAAGAAAAUCCUGCAUUUGAGAUUCAUGCACAGGCCAGUGAUAAAGGCACACCUCCGAUGUCUGCUCAUUGUAAAGUGCUGGUUGAAGUGGUGGACAUUAAUGACAACGCUCCUGAGAUCACUGUGACGUCACUGCUGAACACAGUAAAGGAGGAUGCAAAAAUCGGCACUGCUAUUGCACUUGUCUCUGUACUGGACAAGGAUGGGGGGCAAAACGGUGAAGUAAAAGCUGUAAUUUCAAAUGAGACCCCAUUUAAAUUGGACACAAAUUAUAAAAAUUAUUAUUCGUUAGUAGUUAAUGGGCCGCUUGAUAGAGAGACUAAGGCCCAGUAUAAUGUCACUAUUGUAGCAACUGAUGGAGGGACUCCACCUCUCUCCAGCACAAGCAUAGUGACUGUUCAUGUUUCUGAUGUCAAUGACAACCCGCCUCGCUUCUCGGAGCCGCUGAUUAAUGUUUAUGUGAAAGAAAACAGUCCAGUAGGAUCAGUUAUUAAAACAGUGACAGCAGUUGAUGCUGAUAUAAAUCAAAAUGGUCAGGUGAGCUACUCAUUUAUACAAAGUGACAGUAACUCGUUGCCGUUAUCUACGAUGGUGAAUAUUAACUCAGAGACUGGAGAUAUAAUCAAUCUGCAGUCUUUUAACUUUGAGGAGUUAAAAACGUUUAAGUUUAAAGUUCAGGCCACAGACUCUGGUGUUCCUCCGCUCAGCAGCAACGUGACUGUGAACGUUUUUAUUCUAGAUGAAAAUGACAAUAGUCCUGCUAUUCUGGCGCCCUAUUCUGAGCACGGCUCCGUUAACAGUGAGAGCAUCCCCUAUUCUGCUGAAGCGGGCUACUUUGUGGCAAAGAUCAGGGCUGUAGACGCAGACUCUGGAUACAAUGCGCUGCUUUCUUAUCACCUGUCUGAGCCCAAAGGAAACAACCUCUUCCGGAUCGGAACCAGCACCGGGGAAAUCAGGACUAAGAGGAGAAUGAGUGACAAUGACCUGAAAACUCACCCCUUGGUGGUGUUGGUUUCUGAUAACGGAGAACCCUCCCUGUCAGCUACUGUGUCUAUUGAUGUGGUGGUGGUUGAAAGCACAGCUGACAUCCAGACUCAGUUCAGACAUGUGCCUGUGAAGGAGGAGAGCUUCUCUGAUUUAAACCUGUAUCUGCUGAUCGCCAUUGUGUCGGUGUCAGCGAUCUUUCUUCUGAGCCUCAUCAGUUUAAUAGCUGUCAAAUGUCACAGGACAGACGGCAGUUUCGGCAGGUACGGAGCCCCAAUGAUCACCACCCACCCUGACGGGAGCUGGUCUUACUCUAAAGCUACUCAGCAAUAUGACGUGUGUUUCAGCUCAGACACACUCAAGAGUGAUAUGGUGGUUUUCCCCGCGCCGUUUCCACCUGUAGAUGCGGAGCUGAUCAGUAUUAAUGGAGGAGACACUUUUACCAGGACUCAGACUUUACCCACUAAAGAAAAGGUAAGACCAGCACGCUUGUAUCGGCUUACAAAUUUAGCUAAUAAGUGUUGCUAA